ACAACCGAGGAAGAUUCUCUCUCAUCAGCACCACCUCUCAGCAUCCAUUCCCAGCUAAACGGAUUCUCCGGAAUAUUUGUUUUUACCUUGUCGACGACACACACACAGCCCAAACAUCGAUGGAUACCUCCGGGAAAGAGAAGGAGGCGAUGCAGCUGAUGGCUGAAGCCGACAAGAAGGUCAAAUCCUCCGGCUCAUUCCUGGGGGGGAUGUUCGGGGGGAGUCACCACAAAGUAGAAGAUGCAUGUGAGAUGUACGCCAGAGCAGCCAACAUGUUCAAGAUGGCCAAGAACUGGACUGCUGCUGGUAAUGCGUUCUGCCAGGGGGCCCGGCUCCACAUGCAGCUGCAGAACAAACUGGACUCAGCCACCAGCUUCGUCGACGCAGGGAACGCUUACAAGAAGGCUGACCCUCAGGAGGCUAUCAACUGUCUAAAUGCAGCCAUCGAUAUUUACACUGACAUGGGUAGGUUUACUAUUGCAGCCAAACAUCACAUCACCAUCGCAGAGGUGUAUGAGUCUGAGCUGGUGGACAUAGAGAAGGUACGGAACACACACAAAACGCGUGCACACACACACACAGAACUCCAUAUGAACAAUACUUUAUGUGUGUGUCUCGUUGCCCAGGCGAUCGCCCACUAUGAGCAGGCAGCCGAUUAUUAUAAAGGGGAGGAGUCCAACAGUUCUGCUAACAAGUGUCUGCUGAAGGUGGGCCACUACAGUGCUCAGCUGGAGCAGUAUCCGAAAGCCAUUGAGAUCUACGAGCAGGUGGCCACCAAUACCAUGGACAACCCCCUGCUGAAGUAUAAUGCCAAAGAGUACUUCUUUAAAGCCUCCCUCUGUCACUUCAUAGUGGAUGAACUCAAUGCAAAGCUGGCCAUAGAGAAGUAUGAGGAGAUGUUUCCUGCUUUCGCAGACUCCAGAGAGUGCAAGCUGCUGAAGAAGUUGCUGGAUGCCCAUGAGGAGCAGAACUGUGAGGCGUUUACUGAAGCUGUUAAAGAGUUUGACUCCAUCUCUCGUCUGGACCAAUGGCUCACCACCAUGCUGCUCCGUAUCAAGAAGACCAUCCAGGGAGAUGCUGGAGAUCUCAAAUAAAGAGAGAUAGAGGGGUGGGUUGGGGGAGGAUACAAGGAGGGAGGGAUAGAGAAAAAGAUGGCUAUGUAGAGAGAUGAUGGAGAGAGAGGAGGGGAGAGAGGAUGGACAGAGACAGAAGGAGAGAUGAGGGAGGGAGAGAUAUAGGGUUAGGGCAGUGGUGUGAAUGGAGACAGGUCUCUAUGCAUUUGAUGUGUUCAGUGUAAAUAAGUCCAUGGCUCCUGUAGUCCAUCGUGUCUUACCAUACCUUUCCUCAAACUCCUGUCAAAAACGUUAGCUGUUUCAACUUAAAAUAGGAGUUACCCAGCUGAUGUAAAGUUACGUCAACUUAUCAAGUUGAGUUGACAAAACCAGGGAACAAAUGAUUAGAUACAUUAUAGUAUACAAGUUCAUACAACUUUAUAUUUUAGGUCAGUGGGGUACACUUACACUCAUGUUUUUAAGUUGAAACAGUAAGCCUUUUACAGUGCAUGGCACACUUAACCUUCCUAACCUUUCCACUGAAUGUCUUCCCUUGUUUGGGCCCUGUACGUUCAUGUUUUAAAGUGUAGGGCUGUACAGAUAGUGUGUGUAAAGGUGGAGUGUGUGUGUGUGGCACGCACACAAUGUAUCACAUUGAAGCCAAUAUAUCUGUGACAGUGCUGGUUGUGGUUGUUUUGUUGUUUUUGUUCUUGUUUUGUGUGUGUGUGUGUGUGUGUGUGUGUGUGAGUGAGUGAGUGAGAGAAACAACCAAAGGGACAUUCUGUUCUAUUCAUUCUAUUUCUAUGGUCCCCUUAGAUAUGUUUUCCACCCCUAGACACUUCCCCAAACCCGCUAGACACUUAUGAUCUGAAAAGAUUGGAUAGGUAUAAGCACACACAUAUCCAAUCCUCUCAGAUCUACACAUGUGUUAAGGGUCAAAGGUUAAGGGUUAAGGCCAGAGAUUAUGGGAAGUGUCUGUAAUGUAGUGUGUGUUGCUGUGGUGUGUGUAUUCCUCUCAGCAUGUUGCCAUGGUAAUGAUGUGUGUGUUCAGUGUUGUGUGCAGUCAAACUACAGGUUAUCACACAUAUCUCUAUGUUCAUGAAUUACCACACGUUUGUGCAAAAAUUUACUAAAAAUAAAACUUCAACAAACUUG
Molecule: messenger RNA, 2207 nt
Organism: Salvelinus fontinalis (brook trout)
Lineage: Eukaryota; Metazoa; Chordata; Actinopteri; Salmoniformes; Salmonidae
Product: beta-soluble NSF attachment protein-like
Exons: 9
Coding region: 120-1094 (324 amino acids)
Biological process (GO): intracellular protein transport; synaptic transmission, glutamatergic; regulation of synaptic vesicle priming
Cellular component (GO): terminal bouton; synaptobrevin 2-SNAP-25-syntaxin-1a complex; vacuolar membrane
Molecular function (GO): soluble NSF attachment protein activity; syntaxin binding
Source: RefSeq, a predicted model, not a curated record